AGGCCGCCGCGGCGCGCGCAGGCGUUACUGGUCGCCCCGAGUCACGUGAGCACGCAGGCGCAGCGCCGCGCAGCCCUCUUGCUCACACAAAGCCCAGACGCGGAGAAAAUGGCGGCAGGGGUCGAAGCGGCGGCCGAGGUGGCGGCGACGGAGCCCAAAAUGGAGGAGGAGAGCGGCGCGCCUGGCGUGCCAAGCGGCAACGGAGCUCCGGGCCCGAAAGGUGAAGGAGAACGACCUGCUCAGAAUGAGAAGAGGAAGGAGAAAAACAUAAAAAGAGGAGGCAAUCGCUUUGAGCCAUAUGCCAAUCCAACUAAAAGAUACAGAGCCUUCAUUACAAACAUACCUUUUGAUGUGAAAUGGCAGUCACUUAAAGACCUGGUUAAAGAAAAAGUUGGUGAGGUAACAUACGUGGAGCUCUUAAUGGACGCUGAAGGAAAGUCAAGGGGAUGUGCUGUUGUUGAAUUCAAGAUGGAAGAGAGCAUGAAAAAAGCUGCUGAAGUUCUAAACAAGCAUAGUCUGAGUGGAAGACCACUGAAAGUCAAAGAAGAUCCUGAUGGUGAACAUGCCAGGAGAGCAAUGCAAAAGGUGAUGGCUACGACUGGUGGGAUGGGUAUGGGACCAGGUGGCCCAGGAAUGAUUAAUAUCCCACCCAGUAUCCUAAAUAAUCCUAACAUCCCAAAUGAGAUUAUCCAUGCAUUACAGGCUGGAAGACUUGGAAGCACAGUAUUUGUAGCAAAUCUGGAUUAUAAAGUUGGCUGGAAGAAACUGAAGGAAGUUUUUAGUAUGGCUGGUGUGGUGGUCCGAGCAGACAUUCUUGAGGAUAAAGAUGGAAAAAGUCGUGGAAUAGGCACUGUUACUUUUGAACAGUCCAUUGAAGCCGUGCAAGCUAUAUCUAUGUUUAAUGGCCAGCUGCUGUUUGACAGACCAAUGCACGUGAAAAUGGAUGAGAGGGCCUUACCAAAGGGAGAUUUUUUCCCUCCUGAGCGUCCACAACAACUUCCCCAUGGACUUGGUGGUAUUGGCAUGGGGUUAGGACCAGGAGGGCAGCCUAUUGAUGCCAACCAUUUGAAUAAAGGCAUUGGAAUGGGCAACCUGGGACCUGCAGGAAUGGGAAUGGAAGGCAUAGGAUUUGGAAUAAAUAAAAUGGGAGGCAUGGAAGGACCCUUUGGUGGUGGUAUGGAAAACAUGGGUCGAUUUGGAUCUGGGAUGAACAUGGGCAGAAUAAACGAGAUGGAGCGUGGCAUGGGUGGAGGAUUUGAGAGAAUGUCUCGAAGCUUUGGAGAGCCCCUUGGCAGAGGAAUGGAAAUCCUAAGUAAUGCCCUGAAGAGAGGAGAGAUCAUUGCAAAGCAGGGAGGAGGUGGAGGCGGAGGCAGUGUCCCUGGAAUUGAGAGGAUGGGCCCCGGCAUUGACCGCAUCGGGGGGGCCGGCAUGGAACGCAUGGGCGCAGGCCUGGGCCACGGCAUGGAUCGUGUGGGCUCCGAGAUUGAGCGCAUGGGCCUGGUCAUGGACCGCAUGGGCUCCGUCGAGCGCAUGGGCUCUGGCAUCGAACGCAUGGGCCCCCUGGGCCUCGACCACAUGGCCUCCAGCAUCGAGCGCAUGGGCCAGACCAUGGAGCGCAUCGGCUCUGGCGUGGAGCGCAUGGGUGCCGGCAUGGGCUUUGGCCUCGAGCGAAUGGCCGCACCCAUUGACCGUGUGGGCCAGACCAUCGAGCGCAUGGGCUCUGGUGUGGAGCGCAUGGGCCCUGCCAUCGAGCGCAUGGGCCUGGGCAUGGAGCGCAUGGUGCCCGCAGGCAUGGGGGCAGGCCUGGAGCGCAUGGGCCCCGUGAUGGAUCGCAUGGCCACCGGCCUGGAGCGCAUGGGCGCCAACAACCUGGAGCGCAUGGGCCUGGAGCGUAUGGGCGCCAACAGUCUCGAGCGUAUGGGCCUGGAGCGCAUGGGCGCCAACAGCCUAGAGCGUAUGGGUCCUGCCAUGGGCCCGGCCCUGGGCGCUGGCAUUGAGCGCAUGGGCCUGGCCAUGGGUGGCGGUGGCGGUGCCAGCUUUGACCGUGCCAUCGAGAUGGAGCGUGGCAACUUUGGAGGAAGUUUCGCGGGUUCCUUUGGUGGAGCUGGAGGCCAUGCCCCUGGGGUGGCCAGGAAGGCCUGCCAGAUAUUUGUGAGAAAUCUCCCGUUUGAUUUUACAUGGAAGAUGCUAAAAGACAAGUUCAACGAAUGCGGCCACGUGCUGUAUGCCGACAUCAAGAUGGAGAAUGGGAAGUCCAAGGGGUGCGGUGUGGUUAAGUUUGAGUCGCCAGAGGUGGCUGAGAGAGCCUGCCGGAUGAUGAAUGGGAUGAAGCUGAGUGGCCGAGAGAUUGAUGUUCGAAUCGAUAGAAAUGCUUAAGCAGUUGCCUUUUUUAAACAUCGAUACCAGACCUCUGAAUUUGUAUUUUUUCUUGUUAACCAUUUUAAUUUGUUGGCUGGAUGUAUAAAGAUGUUUAAAAAAUUCAGUUGCUUUUUGGGGUAAUUUGAAUUACUUUUUUAAUGACUGGGGUUCCAUUUGACUGUUUGCAUUGAGAUUGCAAUGUGCGCAAUUUUUUUUGUAGUUGUGGCAUCUUGUUGACAUCGAAUAUGACUUUGAUAAUAAAUACCAGUUCCUGAAA
This is a messenger RNA of Bubalus bubalis (water buffalo), 2635 nucleotides long. RefSeq names its product heterogeneous nuclear ribonucleoprotein M (gene HNRNPM). Gene Ontology annotation, molecular function: mRNA binding. Gene Ontology annotation, cellular component: cytoplasm; post-mRNA release spliceosomal complex; nucleus. The record is from RefSeq and is a predicted model, not a curated record. Lineage: Eukaryota; Metazoa; Chordata; Mammalia; Artiodactyla; Bovidae. Bases 109 to 2376 code for a protein of 755 amino acids. Gene Ontology annotation, biological process: regulation of mRNA stability involved in response to oxidative stress; alternative mRNA splicing, via spliceosome. The transcript has 17 exons.